Molecule: messenger RNA, 818 nt
Organism: Effrenium voratum
Lineage: Eukaryota; Dinophyceae; Suessiales; Symbiodiniaceae
Source: the annotation of a GenBank genome assembly
CGGCUCACAGCGUGGCCAUGGCGCCCCUACUCAACGCAGCGGCCGCGGCGCUCUUCGUGUCCGUGGCCAAGGCCAGCGAGGCCUUCGAUGCCUUCGACGCGGCGCCCGCCAAGGUGACGGAGCACGCGGCUUCCAGUCAUAGCCAUCGCAUGCCUCGCGAGCACCUGAGGUUCCAGCACAGCCUGGUGGCGCAGACGGCCGCAGAGGCGGAGGAGCUGCGGACGCAGGAGGAGCGCGUCUUCGAGCAGGGCCGCCACAUGCGUGCGCGGAAGGCCCUCUACGAGAAGCACCUGGCAGAAUGCGAGGGUGACGCCUUCUGCGCCAAAGCGCUGCGGGCGCGCCAGGAGCGGGUCGAGCAGCUGGUGGCGAGCGGCAAGGCGCCCCCGGACAUGGUGGAGGGCAAGGAGGAGGCCCCGGCACAGCCGCAGGGCGAGUCCAGGAUGCACUGGCUAAGGCACACGGUGAGCUCCGUGGCGGGCCCAGCUUUGAGGCUAUGGUCACUUCUCCGAAUGGAGCUGCCUUGAGGGAGGUGGACCCGAGUCGGCUCUUUCCGCUUUUGGCCCCGUCCUUUUUUUUCUCUUUCCCCCCUCGCCGAGUUUUUCUUCGGCGCUCUCUCUGCAGUGGGUCUUCGGCCCAUUUCUUCGGCCGAAAGCGGCGCCCGGAAAAUUUUUGGGAUGGCCUCACAAAAGCCGCAGGCGGAAUCCACUUCCCUUGGUGGCUUGGAGGUUCGGGUUGCCAGCUGCCCUCCUCCGCAACUUGGGGUUGAACUGGUGAAAGGUCCGGGCUCCAAACCACCAACUGGGGGGGGGGGUUCCUGA